Stereum hirsutum FP-91666 SS1 is the source of this 474-nucleotide messenger RNA. RefSeq lists its product as uncharacterized. Lineage: Eukaryota; Fungi; Basidiomycota; Agaricomycetes; Russulales; Stereaceae. The record is from RefSeq and is a predicted model, not a curated record. The coding region runs from base 1 to 474 and encodes 157 amino acids. The transcript is spliced from 2 exons.
AUGAAGUUCAGCAGUCGUACGUCCCCUGCUCUCCUCGCUCCGAAACGUACCUCACACCAUCCUACGCAGAUCGAAUCGACAGAACGACUGCACGCCCUCGCUCGCUACGUCGAUCAAGACACCUCCUGCGGCACCAUCGUCUGCCUUAUCCGCAACCGCUACCACGUCGACCACACCUUCACCAUCCUCGGCUGCACCCUCUUGCCGUAUGCGAAGUAUAUCACCGAACUAAAUCUUACGGAACCGCAAUCGCAUAUUGUUGGUUUCGCAUUAUGGACCGUGAAUAGAACGAUCGAUCUGAGGGUGGCUAGACUGACCAUGGGUGACGCCUAUCGCUUGCCCUCACGUGUUUGGAGACCGGGUGACAUUGGAGCCUUCGGCAAUGAGGGGCGAAAGCCGAGGGUGAAGAAUGUCGAGAAGGUGGGUGGCUCAUACGGAGCGGAGCGAGUGGUCUUGAUGAGUGAGAUGCCCUGA